GAACAUGGGUUUCCCUGACUGUGUCUCCAUCAUGGCUGAGUCCUGGAGCCUCAGUUAAUCUGAGCUGUAAGGUUGAUCCUCCAUCUACAGGAUGGAGGUUCUACUGGUAUAAAGCUGUUCCUGAUCGAUCACAGGAGGACUACAGAUAUGAGCUGCUGGCUGACAGCAUCAAUGGGACUGUAGAGGACUCCUUCAUCAUUCAUGGACAGAGACACACAGCAGGAUAUGCAUGUAGAGCUGGAAGAGGAAACCAAGAGGAUUUUACUGAUUACAGUUAUGCAGAGUUUGUCUGGUCUGCAGAUGCUCAUCCAGCUGUGUCUGUCUCAGUGAGUCCUGACAGAGAGCAACACUUCACUGAUGAGUCUGUAACAGUGAACUGUAGAGGAGCCUUUACUCAUUCCAGAGUGUGGGGGGCUUACAAAGAUGGUCCCAUUUGGGUCAGUAAUCCCUGCCCGGACUGGGAGACGAUGAGUGGAUCCUGUAGCUUUAACCUAAAACUAGAAGAACCAAAAAAAUCCAGUUUCCAGACAGAAGUGUUCUGGUGUGAGUCUGGAUCAGGAGAGUUCAGCAGCUCAGUCAACAUCACUACAGUCGAUGGAGAUGUUCUCCUGGUGAGCCCCGUCCAUCCUGUGACUGAGGGAGCUUCUGUUACUCUGAGCUGCAGACUCAGAGGACAAAAUACACUUUCCAAUGUGUUUUUCUAUCACAAUGACAAACUGGUCCAAAAUGACAGCAGAGGGGAGCUGAAGAUCUCUGCAGUGUCUCAGUCAGACGAAGGCUUCUACAAGUGUGAACAUUCAGGAAAAGCUUCACCACAGAGCUGGAUGGCAGUAAAAGCAGCUGGAAGUUCUUCAUUUCAUGUGAUGUGGGUCAUUAGACCAGUGAUUGGAAUCGUUCUGAUAAUUCUGCCUCUGCUGGUGUGUCGGUUCAGACGCUCCAAAGGUCAGACUCUAAUAUUGUAAUAUCUAAUGUUUCACUCUUUCAUUCUCCAAACAGAGCAC
Molecule: messenger RNA, 1001 nt
Organism: Cyprinodon tularosa
Lineage: Eukaryota; Metazoa; Chordata; Actinopteri; Cyprinodontiformes; Cyprinodontidae
Product: low affinity immunoglobulin gamma Fc region receptor III-like
Exons: 4
Biological process (GO): cell surface receptor signaling pathway
Molecular function (GO): transmembrane signaling receptor activity
Source: RefSeq, a predicted model, not a curated record